Messenger RNA from Penicillium subrubescens, 4596 nucleotides. RefSeq names its product putative glycogen debranching enzyme Gdb1. Bases 1 to 4596 code for a protein of 1531 amino acids. NCBI's taxonomy places the organism in Eukaryota, Fungi, Ascomycota, Eurotiomycetes, Eurotiales, Aspergillaceae. The record is from RefSeq and is a predicted model, not a curated record. The transcript has 3 exons. Gene Ontology annotation, biological process: glycogen biosynthetic process; glycogen catabolic process. Gene Ontology annotation, molecular function: 4-alpha-glucanotransferase activity; amylo-alpha-1,6-glucosidase activity.
AUGGGCCCCUCACGCCAGGUCUACCUGCUCCCAUUGAAGGAUGACGGCUCACCUGACGUACCCGGUGGGUACAUAUACCUACCACCUCCUGGCGACGAGGGAUAUGUGCUACGAUUCAUCAUUGAGGGUACCAGCUCCAUCUGUCGACAGGGGAGUCUGUGGGUCAACAUCCCGGAGGAGGGCAAAGCGUUCGAGCGCCAUUCGUUCCGCGAGUUCAGAUUAAAGCCCGAUUUCAAUCGCAACAUCCAGAUCGAUAUCCCAGUGUCAAGUGCGGGCGCUUUCGCGUAUUACACCACUUUCUCCCCGUUACCGGAGUUCUCGGUAGACCCUGUGCCUACCCCGGAGCCCACGCAGACUCCUAUUCACUACAUAGACGUUUCGCCCAAAUUGACCCUUCAGGGCAAGCACCUGCCACUCAAUGCGCUCUCGAUUUUCUCGGUCAUCUCCAAGUUCAUGGGGGAGUAUCCUGUGGACUGGGAUAAGCAUCUGAAUGGCAUUAGUCAACGGAACUAUAACAUGGUUCACUUUACUCCUCUCAUGCAGCGCGGCGCCUCCAAUUCCCCGUAUAGUAUCUAUGAUCAACUGUCCUUUGAUCCGGCCCUGUUCCCGAAGGGAGAGGAAGAUAUUGCAUCGCUUGUCUCGCGUAUGGAGAAGGAGUACGGACUCCUGACUUUGACCGAUGUUGUGUGGAACCAUACCGCUCAUAACAGCAAAUGGUUGGAGGAACACCCCGAGGCAGGUUACAGUGUGGAAACUGCUCCCUGGCUUGAAUCUGCCUUGGAAUUGGAUACCGCGCUGUUGAAGUUUGGCGAGGAUCUCGAGAGCCUGGGUCUCCCCACAGAGUUUAAAUCUACCGAGGAUUUGGUGACUGUCAUGAACGCCAUGCGAAAGCAAGCCGUCGAUGGUAUUCGGCUGUGGGAGUAUUAUGCAAUUGAUGUGAAAGCCGACAAGAAAAAGAUUCUCGAUGCAUGGACGAGUGGGAAGACAGACCCAGCAAGCAUUCAACACACUGAUCUGCACAAAUUCGGUGGACUGACUCCGAAGGAACAAGGUCAACUUGUCCGCGAACACGGUAUCCCAGCUUCCAAGCAAGUCUACGGACGAUUCGGCCGUUCCGUGGAUGCUACGUUUGGUGCCGCAAUCCUGACGGUCCUCCACGGUGACUACGAUCAGGAUACCUCUGCAGCCGAGGCAUCUUUGUCUAAACUUCUCGAUGCUGUCAAUUUGCCUCUCUACGAGGAGUAUGACACAGAUAUUGCCGAUAUUAUGGAUCAACUCUUCAACCGCAUCAAGUACCUCCGCAUUGACGACCAUGGCCCGAAGAUGGGUCCUGUUAGCAAGGAUAGCCCAUUGAUUGAGACAUACUUCACCCGUCUUCCUCUCAACGAGACUACUAAGAAGCACAACCCCAAGGCACUUGCCUUGGUCAACAAUGGCUGGAUCUGGAACGCUGAUGCCAUGCGCGACAAUGCUGGUCCCGACUCCAAAGCUUACUUGCGUCGCGAGGUCAUCGUCUGGGGUGAUUGCGUGAAACUUCGUUAUGGAAAGUCGCCCGAGGACAACCCCUUCCUGUGGGACUUUAUGACCAAAUACACUCAGCUCAUGGCCAAGUACUUCAAUGGUUUCCGAAUCGACAACUGCCACUCCACUCCUUUGGCUGUUGCGGAGUACCUGCUGGACAAGGCACGCAAGGUUCGACCUGACCUAACAGUCUUUGCGGAGCUCUUCACUGGCUCCGAGGAGGCCGAUUAUGUCUUCGUCAAACGUCUGGGUAUCAACGCUCUCAUUCGAGAGGCUAUGCAGGCUUGGAGCACGGCGGAGUUGAGUCGACUCGUUCACCGUCACGGUGGGCGACCCAUCGGUAGUUUCGACGUGGACCUACCCUCUGCCGGUAGCAGUCACGCUAUUGCCUCUGCAGACGCUGGCGUAGCCGGCGAAGAAAUCACCCAUAUUCGACCUUCUCCAGUUCCGGCAUUGUUCAUGGACUGCACCCAUGACAACGAAGUUCCCGCUCAGAAGCGCGAUGCUCGCGAUACCCUUCCCAACGCCGCUCUCGUCGCGAUGUGUGCCUCCGCCACAGGUAGUGUGAUGGGCUAUGACGAAAUCUACCCCAAGCUCAUCGAUCUGGUUCACGAGAAGCGACAAUAUACUUCUCCGUUCUCUAGCGCCAACAAGUUGGAAGUUGGUGCUGGAGAGGGCGGCAUCGGUGGCGUCAAGCGCCUGCUUAACGAGCUUCACACUAUGAUGGGUGUUGAGGGUUAUGAUGAAACUCACAUCCACCACGAUGGCGAAUACAUCACUGUCCAUCGAGUUCACCCCAAGACAAGAAAGGGAAUCUUCCUUAUCGCCCACACUGCAUUCCCUGGCAAUGAAAGUGGCGCGAUCCUGGCUCCGACGCACAUCACGGGUACUCAGGCUAAACACAUUGGAUCUUGGGUUCUGGAAGUUGAUGCCGGAGAUGACACCAAGGCUAAGAUCUCGGGUGAUGACAAGUACCUCAAGGGUCUUCCCAGUCACACACGCGAUAUUGAUGCAACCAAGAUCGAAGGUGACGGCAAGGAUGUGACCAUCUCGGUUCUGGAUACCCUGGUACCUGGAGCCAUUGCGCUAUAUGAAACUUGGAUUCCCGGCGCAGAGCAUGCAAGUGGUUUGAACAAGUUCCUUUCCAGUGGAGCCGAUGAGGCAUUCUCAGGCCUCAGCUUGGUCGAUUUGAACUUUGCACUGUACCGCUGCGAUGCCGAGGAGAGAGACUCUAGUAACGGCGAGGACGGAGUUUACAAUAUCCCCAAGCAUGGUCCUUUGGUCUAUGCCGGUCUGCAGGGCUGGUGGAGUGUGCUGGAGGAUAUCAUCAAGUAUAACCAACUUGGACACCCACUUUGCGAUCAUCUUCGCGAGGGCCAAUGGGCCUUGGACUAUGUGGUUGGGCGGAUGGAGAAGGUUGCCACCAAAGAAGGACAUUCUGCUCUUGAAAAGCCCGCUGCAUGGCUUCGUGAGAAAUUUGAUGCUGUCCGUGGCUUGCCUAGCUUCUUGCUCCCUCGCUACUUUGCGAUCAUCGUGCAAGUCGCGUACAAUGCUGCAUGGAAGACGGGUAUCCACCUCUUUGGUGACAAUGUCCGUCAUGGUCAGGAAUUCAUUCACCAGCUGGCCAUGGUCAGUGUUCAGCAAACCGGCUACGUCAAUUCGGCCUCUCUGUGGCCCACGAAGCAAGUGCCCAGCCUGGCAGCUGGAUUGCCCCAUUUCGCCGUCGACUGGGCAAGAUGCUGGGGCCGUGAUGUAUUCAUUUCUAUUCGUGGUCUCUUCCUCUGCACUGGUCGCUUCGACGAUGCCAAGGAGCACAUUCUUGCGUUUGCAAGCGUGCUUAAGCACGGAAUGAUUCCUAAUCUUCUUAGCAGCGGCAAGUUGCCUCGCUAUAACUCCCGUGACUCGGUGUGGUUCUUCCUGCAGGCCAUUCAGGAUUAUACCAAGAUGGCUCCCAACGGCAGCAGCCUGUUGCAGGAGAAGGUGCCUCGGAGAUUCUUGCCUUACGAUGAUACCUGGUUCCCCUUCGAUGACCCUCGAGCGUACUCGCAGUCUCCGACAGUCUUGGAGGUCAUCCAAGAAGUCUUCCAGAGACAUGCUCAUGGCAUGUCAUUCAGGGAAUACAAUGCCGGACCGGAUCUUGAUGUUCAAAUGAAGCCUGAGGGUUUCCAAAUUGACAUCAAGGUUGACUGGGACACUGGUAUCAUCUUCGGCGGUAGCCAGAACAACUGUGGCACGUGGCAGGACAAGAUGGGCGAGAGCGAAAAGGCAGGCAGCAAGGGUGUUCCAGGAACGCCUCGUGAUGGAGCCGCGAUUGAAAUCACUGGCCUCGUCUACAGUGCUCUUACAUGGGUGGCGAAGCUACACGAAUCCAAUGCGUACCCCCACGCGGGAGUCGACAUUGGCGAUGGCAAAUCGGUCACGUUCAAGGAAUGGUCGGAGAAGAUCAAGGCUAACUUUGAACGCUGUUAUUAUGUCCCCGUCGACGCCAAGGAUGACAGCCAGUACGAUGUCGAUGCCAACGUUGUGAACCGCCGUGGUAUCUACAAGGAUCUGUACAAGUCCGGCAAGCCGUUCGAGGAUUAUCAGCUUCGUGGGAACUACCCCAUCGCCAUGUCCGUGGCACCAGAGCUGUUCACACCCGAAAAGGCCCUCUUGGCCCUCUCCAUCGGUGACUCUGCCAUCCUGGGGCCCGUCGGCGUUGCCACCCUAGACCCAUCCGACCUCAAUUACCGCCCAUACUACAACAAUUCAGAGGACUCCACGGAUUUCGCAACCUCCAAGGGUCGAAACUACCACCAAGGUCCUGAAUGGGUCUGGCAGCGGGGAUACUUCCUCCGUGCGCUCCUCCACUUUGACCUCCUGCGUCGUAAGACGGCCGAGGAGCGAAUCGAGUCGUUCCAGCAGAUCACCCGGCGACUUGAUGGGUGUAAGAAGGCUUUGCGGGAGAGUCCGUGGAAGGGACUGACGGAAUUGACGAAUAAGAAUGGAGAGUAUUGUGCAGAUUCGUCGCCUACUCAGUCGUGGUCCGCUGGUUGCCUGCUUGAUCUCUAUUAUGAUGCUGCCAAACUUUCUUAG